AAACGUGAUAAGAUAUCGGGUAUCAGUGUCCGUGAUUGUCCGACGGAAAUGUGUUUUUUUCGAUUCGUUACUCGUUGGUUCUUUCUCCUAUGUGGUAUCGCCGGUUUUACUUUUCACCGUUCGUUUGUUUCGAUGAUAAUAAUUCGUCGGCCAAGUGAGCCAUUAAUCGAUCAUUAAUAUCGUCAGAAGCUAUGGCGUCGGUAUCGAGCGAUGAUGAACACAAGGUAAAAAGUAAUUCAUUUUUUGGGAAUAUUCGGCAGAUAAUGGAUUUAUCAUAGUUCACGUAGGUUUUUAGUCUAAAACGCGCCAAACUCGUUAAGCACAUAUGAAACUGUUGAUAAAACGUGUUGUUCGUUAUAAAGCGUGAUGCCAUACAUCUGCAAUUUCUAUGAACGGGCAGAAUUGAAGUAUCUGUUCGGGUCGAGCAGCUCUCUACUGGGGUUAUCGCCGUUGCAAGACGGAGAUAGAUUAUUUUCGGGCAUAAUUUAGGUUACUUUUUACUAUCGUUGUCAAUACCCAACGAGUGGAUUGAAUAUGGUUUUUGUUAAUUUAUAAGUUAUCUCGUUAAAAUGGAUUGUGAAAGUGAACAGAAAAAAGAAAAAAAAAAAACAGUUUUCAUCAUUAUUAUUUAAUUUGUUCGGCACGGGCAAGAAAGUACCGUUAAAUAGAAAUUCUGAAUUGAAUGAAAAAAUCCAUAUUAUACAACACUCAUUUACACGGGGUCUUUCAAAUCAUACGUUACAGUUUUAAGAGUAAGGCAGUAAACACAAUUUGAAAGAUCUUGUAUUACGAUAUUAAUGUUUGUUAAUGAUAAUAAACGAUUAAUAAUAUCUAUCAAAGAUGGAAAACUGUUUUAAUUUUCUAUCUGUGUUUAAAUUAUUGUUUUUAUAAUGGUUUUGAAAAAAAAAAAAAAAUUUGAGAAAUUAUUGUUUAUAGAAGAAUGGAAAGAAGAAGUAGACUAGCUGCUAAGCGUAUUCCUCCGUGGAAAUACGCCAAACAAAUAGAGUUUUUACUUCCAUACUUGCAUAGUAAGACGUAAGUUACAAUAUAAAUAUGAUUAAUAGAUAUUUUAAGUAUAAUAUUGUUUUGGUUUUCAGAACGCAUACUAAUUUAAAAUUACCAAAUACUUGAAUGAGAAAAUGUUAAUGAAUUCUUAUGGAUCGGAUGAAAAACAAGGAACAAAAAGUUGCUACAGUUGAACAAAGUCAACAAAAUUGUCGCGCGAAAUUUUAAGUGAAUUUCCCAUGCAUCUUUUAUCUAAUAAAAGGGAAAACACAGAUUUACAGAACAUAGAGAUGGCGUUUGUAACGCGAGAAAAUAGUAAUUUUCAAAACAGAAGUGAUGUAAACAAUUACUUGAUCAAUUUUAUGACUGACUUAAUUUAUUUAAGUAUGUCAAAAGUUGCUAAACGAUUUCCAAAAAAUAAAUGAAGCAUGACUUCGAAAUGUGUAAGAUUGUGUCACAAAUUCUUAUUAAUCAUUUAAAUCAAGACGUUCAUACAAUUCAAGUUUAUAAAUCCUAAGCUUUAACUAAAUCUUUUUGAUCAAUUUGAUUCACCAGUAGUGAGAAACGUGAAUAAUAUUAAUAAUUUAACUUAUUUUUUCUUAUUUAUACACACAUAUAUUUAUAAGUUUGUCAGGAUAUCAUUUUUUUUUUUAUUACCGGAUAAUAAUAUAUUUUUUUGUCAAUUUUUAGGUAAUUAAAUAUUAAGUUCUAUAUUUUUAAAAUUUCUUACAAUGUCUUUCCUCACCCAUUGCAUUAAUUAGAUAUUUUCUAUUUAAAUUUUUCUUUUUUCCAUGGUGAGAAUGACCUUUUACGUCUAUCUAUGUUCCUAGAAAACUCUGAUUGAUCUACUCUUGCAUUUAGUUAAUAAUUAAUGUAGAUGUUAUUUUAAUGUUGUUAAUUUAAGUAAGUAUGCUGUAUUAGUUAUAAAUAAUGAAAGUUCUAGUUAAACACGAUGUACAAACAAUUGGGCUCUGCCCAUUUGUAGUUUUAUAUAUAUAUAUAUAUAUAAAAAAAUGUAUUGUUAUUGUUCUUUAUUUUUUAAGAUUGUUGAGAUCAUUCAAACAUAUCCUUAUCUAUCUAUUUUGAUCUUCCAUUAUCUUCUGCCAAUCUGAAUUCUUAUGUUGCAACUCUGAGAAUAUUUAAUUUUAAUUUUAAUUUUUUGUUUUUAGCCCGUGAUGCUUUUUGGUAGGGAUUUGUCAAAAAUUCCAUGUUUUCGGAACUCAUAUCUGUAUGGUAUAAUUGGAGGAUUCGCCGUAGGAAUUGGUCAUUUUAUGUUUACCAGCAAAGUAACAAAGUCGACACACAUUGGCUUUGGUUCUUUCAUCGUUUUAUCUUCUGCUUAUUGGUAAGCGUAUAAUUAUUAUUUUUAUUUUUAAGAUUCUGAGUGUAGCAAGGAAUAAAUUAGUUUUACUAUAAUGUGUGCACAUUUUUUAUAAUUUUUUUUUUAUUUGUUAACAACUUUCCUACCAGAAAUCUUGUUCUAAUCAUAAAAUCGAAAGAAUGCUUUUUGGUAGUAUUUUUGAAGUACUAAGGAUCUAGUUGGUAAAUUCUUUGAUUUUUAAGCAGUUUUCAAUUUCUUAAUUAAAUUUGGAAAAAACAGUUUUUUGUAAUACAAGUUUCAUUAAUUUUGAUUUUGUUUGGUUAAAAAUAAUUAAAUCAUGUUUAAACAAAUUUUGCUCAGAAUUUUAUUUUGUUAGCAAUGAUAUAUCAUUACAUAAAGAUAUAAAGUAAAUAACUGUGUAUUUUACUUUCUCAACUUUCCACUUACAACAGUGGCAUAUCCAUCAUUGGCAUCGGAUUUGUUUUUACUUAUAAUAAUUAUUAGGGCCCGAAUUGAUGCAUUUUUAUACAUAUAUUAUAUAAUAUACGCUCAAUCAUUGAUAGUAUAAUGUGGAAUUUACAUAUCUAUUGUGAUUGUGAACAUAAUAUCCAAUGGAGAUAAUUGGAUAAAGAAUGGGAAUUUAUUUCCUUUUCACGGUUAGCAGUUUUAAUUAUUUUCAUUUUUUAUAAUAUACUUUAACUGAGAAAAUAAAUUAAAUAUUAUUAAAACAAUUACUCUUUAGAAUAAUCAAAAGGGAAGUAAUUUUCUAACAAUGUAUAACACCCAUAUUUUUAACUCGUAAAGUUGUUCAAUUUGUAUGUGUAUAUUGUCAUUAUGCGGAUAUGUUUUUGUAGUAGACAUUAAUUAUUUCAUUGCUGGUCAAGCAUAGUACUUAAGUACACAUUAGUGGAUAGGUUAUACAAGUUGCAAACAUGUCUUCAUCAUAGUUAAAUAUGUUUAUUUAUACAUUUAUUGAACUAUUAUUGAUUUCAGAUUCACCGUAAGCACUAUAUCUUACUAAAAAAAAAAUUCUAAAUUAUGUUAAUUUUUAAAUUAUUAUAUUUUUUGUCUGUAUCAUAUCUAGUGAUGGAACAAUAAAUUGAAACGUUAUUUGUACAUCAUCUAGAAAAAGAUAUAACUGAAUAGGACAUAUGUAAACCGUACAGUACACUGAUUAGUGUGAAUAAUUUUUGUUUUUACCAUUUUUUACUAUUAUUUUACUGACUAUCUUGUCAAUAAAAAAAAAAACUAUUUUUUAUUAUAAAAACUGUAUCUGGGUCAUAAUAAAGUAAACCACCUUGGUUUGUUAAAUUUGAAACUGUAAAUUAUAUCAUUAUUACUUAUAUUUGUCACUUUGAACCUGAUCUGGAUAUUUUUCAACAGGUCAUUAUGCAGAUAUAACCACAGUUAUACCGAGAAGCAAAUGAAUGAACUUAAGGAACUCAUAAGCACUAAAAAGAGCGGUAUCAAUGACAUCGAAUGACCGUGUGUCGUGUAACAUAACAUUUACGUAGGUAGUCUAUAUAAUCGUUAUGUAAGUAUGUUUUCAAUCAAUUUCCGAUCGAUGAAACCAUAAAAAAUGUUUAAUGUACUGUAUUAAUAACAUUAUAAUGUAGAAUGGUUUUUAAUUAUUUACCAUAAUGCUAUUGAUUUUAUUUUGUCAUGAUGUCACAAAAUUAUAGUUUUUGAUGUUGUACUUCGAUGUGCAUCGUUUACAAGAAUCUAGCGAGUUACAAAUGGGAACAAUAAACGAAAACUAUUUUAUGUGAUUAUUAAGCUAUUGUAUUUUUUU
Cinara cedri is the source of this 4118-nucleotide messenger RNA. Lineage: Eukaryota; Metazoa; Arthropoda; Insecta; Hemiptera; Aphididae. The record is from the annotation of a GenBank genome assembly.